UUGAAGGCAACUUUUUUUUUUACUGCAGGACUGGAAUACAGCUCAAGCUGUGGUAACGGAAAUCAAGUUAAACCGUUAAUUUAUCUGAUUUACUUGUUGAAACAUUAUGAACGUGUAUACGUGCCUAAAUAUUCACUUUAAACGAAAACUUUGCGGGUAGUUCGCUUUUUUAUUUUCACCCUCCUGUUGUCUGCUGAGAUUAGUUCAAAGGCCAGAACGAGUGUCGGAAAAUCAAAAUAAAAAAAAUGUCUACUGAAGUUAAGCAGAGAAAAAAGGCGCAGGCAAAGAAACAAAGCGCCGAACCUACAGAAACAUCGCCCACGACCUGCAGAAAUGAAGCUUCGAGGACGGAGGAAGCUCACAACUCGAGACCAAACAAAAACUCCUCGGUUCCCGACAUUAAAAGUUUAAUUUGCGCUUUCCUGUUUGCAGUCUGCGGAGCUUUAAGCUGGGCGGUGCUGCAGCAGAACGAGAGUUUUUCUCAAAUUGAAGAAAACUACAAGUUUCUUCACGAGAAAACGUCCAGCCUCUUGGUCAUGGAGGAGAAGAUCAUCACAGUUUCUGAGAAGCUUGCUGCCUCCGAAGACGACCUUCAUGAUGCCCUGUCCACCGUCUCCAUGGCAACAAGACUCCAGCAGGACAUCGCCAGCCUCCACGCGACCGUCAUGGCCAUGCAGGCGGACGAGAACUCCGCCUCCCGCGACCUGCAAGCCGUCAACGCCCACUUCCUCAAUGUGACAGAGACCUGGCAGGAGAAGCUGGCUGCCGUCAACUCCGACCUGUCUGCCCUCAAGGACGAGUCGCGAGAGUCCCACGCCGCAGCGACCGAGCGGGUGAACGAGGCUGAGCGGAGGGCCCGGUUGCUGGCAGAAAAGCUGAAUGAGCUCGAAGACAGUACGAAGAGGAACAGCCGAGCUCUGGAGCGCACUGAGGAGGACGACGUCAAGCGAGCACAAGCUCAGCUGGACUGGAACACCAAGCAGGUUCACAAACUGGAGGAGCAGAUCAGCAGUCUGACCAAAAGGGAGGCUGAGCUGAGCUCACAGCUGGAGGAGCACAUCCCGCGGGCACAGGAGUGCGAGCAACACCUGCCGCAGGUAGAAGAGGCAGUUCGCUCCAUCCUGAAGCUGAGCGAAGAUCUGAGCGGGGCUGAGAAGAGGCUGGAAGAAGUGACCCUGCAGGUGUUCGGGACCGAGGACAACAUGCUGAAAGCGCUGAAUGAAAUCCUCCAGAUCAGACAAGAGCUGGACUCUCUGCACGCUCAGAACAGCAUUCUGAAGAUGAAAAAUGAGUUGUCUGUUAUUAAAGAGGCGGUCCGUGAACUCACCACGGUGCUGAGAGAGAGUAGGGCUGAGAGCCAAGGGGAGUCUGACACAUUAGAUGUAGAAGAAUGGGAUGAUGAAGAGGAGGAGUGGAAGGAAGAAGACUUGGACAAAACAACUGAACCCCCCUCUGAAUAAAUAUUUUCACAUAAAAGUAUUCAAAAUUGAAGUUUUGUUAGAGUCAGUCAAACUUUAUACCCUAGUUAGUCUUUUGCAAGGAUUUUAAUUUAAAAAAUGUCUAAAAUAUGAUUCAGAUGCCAAAAAA
Molecule: messenger RNA, 1587 nt
Organism: Oryzias latipes (Japanese medaka)
Lineage: Eukaryota; Metazoa; Chordata; Actinopteri; Beloniformes; Adrianichthyidae
Gene: ikbip
Product: IKBKB interacting protein
Source: RefSeq, a predicted model, not a curated record